Trypanosoma theileri is the source of this 435-nucleotide messenger RNA. RefSeq lists its product as uncharacterized. The transcript has a single exon. Lineage: Eukaryota; Euglenozoa; Kinetoplastea; Trypanosomatida; Trypanosomatidae. The annotation marks the transcript as partial. The record is from RefSeq and is a predicted model, not a curated record.
CCUGAUGCUGCUGAUUCUAGCAGUACUUGUGAUGACCCUAAAAAAGCUGAAGGUGCUUGUGCUCCUCCUUUAUCUGCUGAACUUCCUGCAGCUCGACAUGAGCCUGGGGAGAGUGGUCACGCUGCCACUGAAAAUCUCGCUUCAGGUAGUCAUCCUGGUCCCGUCACUACCCUGCGGGGAAGUGAUAGUGAACCGCAUGUAUCUGAAGAGUUGAGUCCACAAAUUCCACCACAAGAGGAUCCAUUAAGUGGUCAGAAGAUCGCACAAGGAGUGGCAGCGGACACUCUUCGAAACAACCCAACAGCAGAGACAUCAUCAUCAUCUCUUGGGCAGCAAGCAUCCAGUGGGUCACGUGGUCCUGAGGGCCAAACGAGAACGAAUGUUGGAACUUCACAAGACUCUCAAGAAGAAAACCGCAACACAGAAACGGAUACU